ACUUCACUCUCCUGGAAUCCUAUAUAGGUCCCUAGCAACAUUGGAGCUGGUACAAUUCUGUUCACACCAGUGGGGCCUUUCCUGAAUUCAGAUUCUUUUUUGUUGUUUUAAGUGCUUUUACAUACACGAUUAUGCCCACGGGUAACAGGAAACCAGUGUUCCACAAGAAAACCUGAUCACAUUGCGAGAUAACACAGGUAUCUGAACCCAGUGCGUGAGCGCCUCGAGGCUUUUUAAGCUGCUGCCAGAUGUACAUAUUUUUUUGAUUGGUAAGAACUGCCAGAUGACGUUUCACGAAAUAUAAACGCAAGACUCAGAGAGCUCAAUAAAAGGCUUCCAGCCUCCACCCGUCAGUCUAGGAGGAGAAGAGCGAGAUCCUGUUAACAACGGCAGGAAAUGGCUUUCGGAGUGCCAAUCUCAGUCUGUCUCUUCUUCAAUGCAAUGAUGGCGCUGACUGAAGAGGCAGCCACGACUGUCACACCCCCAGUCACAGCCCAGCAAAGUAACUGGACAGUUAACAAAACAGAAGCUCACUACAGUACAGAAGGACCCAUAGCCUUGAAGUUCUCACAUCCUUGCCUGGAAGACCUCAAUAGUUACUGCAUCAAUGGUGUUUGUGCAUUCCACCACGAGCUGGAGAAAGCCAUCUGCAGAUGCUUUACUGGUUAUACUGGAGAAAGAUGUGAGCACUUGACCUUAACUUCAUAUGCUGUGGAUUCUUAUGAAAAAUACGUUGCAAUUGGGAUUGGCGUUGGAUUAUUAUUAAGUGGUUUUCUUGCUAUUUUUUACUGCUACGUAAGAAAGAGGUGUUUGAAAUUGAAAUCACCUUACAACAUCUGUUCUGGAGGAAGACCACUGUGAGGCCUUCGUAAGAAAUGAUCGUGAGGCAUUUGUAAAAAUCAGUGGGCCCAAAAUGGAAAUCUUCAAAUGAAGCAACAAAACCAUCCAAGCUGAUUAGACUUGAAAACAGUGGAAGUUGAGAUCAUGAUGAAAUGAGAGAAUAAACUUCAUUUUGGUCUUUAGACUUUGCCAUCAUGGGAGUGCCAUGGGAGCCAAGUAACAGGCUGCUGUGACAGAAGUCAAGUUCAUAGUCCUUCUCUGGGUUUGUUGCUCUUUUGUGUUGUUAUCGUGCUCACAGCAGAGACUGAGUUUCAUGUUUCUGACCAUGUCAGAUGUGAAUUUGCACGGGAAUAAUGAUCAACCUUGCAGGAAGCCAAAGCAAUGCCAAGCUUGGGUUCUUCACGUGCAUGCUCCCAGUAUUUUGGACCACGGCUCUAUGGACCUAAUCCCAAACAUGCUGCUUUCAUGGUGUCUAAAAGAAUGUGAUGUCAACUCUUAGGAUGAGAUCAGUGUUAUGGCACCUCCAAUGAACCAAACAUGUGCCAGAAGUCUACGCCAGAGAAAAGAAAAUGGAAUGUCCGAGGCAAACACAAGUCAUACCCAGCUGGUGACAACAUUGUGUAGCCUUUAUCUGUGAAAUAUGGAAUAAGCUAAAUAGUUUCUGAUGACUGAAAGCUAUCUGCAUAUCGAGCCCUGAGUAGGCAAAACAUUUCUGUUUCUGCAUGGAUUAUAAAACUCUGGGUCAGAAUUAUUAGUCUCCUAAUGCUUACGUUCAUCACUUCCUCCUAUUGUUAGCGGAAUUACCCGGUGACUAUCCAUAUGGGCUGAAAUUCUAGAAUUCUACUAAUAAAUAAAAUUCUACAAUUGGCCCUGAAAUAGAAACUGAAGAAUUGGACAUAGGAAUUUUCCACAGCCAACAGCAUAUGGAAACUUUCUUUACCAUUUCUGAAUACUUGAAGGCAGAUUUGCACAGAGAGAGAGAAAAUGGAACAAUGGUAGACAUAACUAUUUGGUAAUUAGGGUCCUUCCUCUUUAAUCAUGUUUCUUCCACUUAAUUUAAAUAAGUCUUAUGCAGUUUCCUUAAUUUCUUUGGGCUUCGUUUUCAUUUUCUACAAGGCCCCUCUAGCUCUAAAGUUUGACAGGGGGAGAAGAGAGAAAUUUUUCCACAUCUGUGCUACAAGUGGGAUUAUUCUCAAACCCACCUCUGUCCCCAGCCCCAUCUCUAACCCAAAAACGCACCACUGGAUAUCAUCUUAGGUGUAUAUUUUACUGUUUGGUUUGUAAAAUAAUAAUUUAAGAAUUUGUUUUUAAGGGAAUUAAAACACGAAAUUAAAGAAUAAUAAUCUUGACCAUUUUUCUUUUAGAUUCAAUCUAAAACUAUGGAUGCUUUCUCCCCAUUGUGUUGUAGAUAAGCAAAACUAAUUUUGAUCAUGAGAUGGGUUAAAAGAGGAUCAAAUGUGAAUAUUCUCACAACGGUAGCCUAGUAACAAAACUUCCGCUUGUACUAAGUUAAUGACUUUUCAUUCACUCCUAGCAACGAGACUUUUGCUUGUAUUGAGUUAAUGACUUUUCAUUCACUCCUAAACAAAACCUCACAUUCUGCUUUCCUUUGAGUAGAAGGUGUUUCACUCGCUU
Equus quagga is the source of this 2475-nucleotide messenger RNA. It is a transcript of the gene EPGN, whose product is annotated as epithelial mitogen. Gene Ontology annotation, biological process: positive regulation of cell population proliferation; epidermal growth factor receptor signaling pathway; positive regulation of mitotic nuclear division. The coding region runs from base 397 to 861 and encodes 154 amino acids. The record is from RefSeq and is a predicted model, not a curated record. The transcript is spliced from 5 exons. NCBI's taxonomy places the organism in Eukaryota, Metazoa, Chordata, Mammalia, Perissodactyla, Equidae.